Molecule: messenger RNA, 1527 nt
Organism: Sphaerulina musiva SO2202
Lineage: Eukaryota; Fungi; Ascomycota; Dothideomycetes; Mycosphaerellales; Mycosphaerellaceae
Product: hemin import ATP-binding protein hmuV
Exons: 3
Biological process (GO): translational termination; ribosomal subunit export from nucleus; translational initiation
Molecular function (GO): ATP binding; ribosomal small subunit binding; ATP hydrolysis activity
Source: RefSeq, a predicted model, not a curated record
CUGCCACGACCGGGGCAGGUGUUGGGACUGGUGGGAACAAACGGUAUUGGAAAGAGCACUGCGCUGAAGAUUCUGGCGGGCAAGUUGAAGCCAAACUUGGGGAGAUACGAUGAUCCGCCGGAUUGGGAAGAGAUUCUGAAGCACUACAGAGGCUCGGAACUGCAGAACUAUUUCACCAAGAUUCUCGAGGACGACUUGAAGGCUGUGACCAAGCCACAAUAUGUCGACCAGAUUCCCAAGGCUGUCAAGGGAAAGAUCCGAACUGUUGGCCACCUGAUCACUGAUCGUGCUCAAGUGCCAAAGGAGAGACUGGAGGAGAUUACCGAAGCACUUGAGCUGAUUCAAGUGUGGGACCGCGACAUUGACCUCCUCUCUGGUGGAGAGCUGCAGCGUUUCGCCAUUGCCAUGGUCUGCGUGCAGAAGGCCGAUGUGUACAUGUUUGACGAACCUUCAUCAUUCUUGGAUGUCAAGCAACGUCUUGCUGCUGGUCGGAUCAUUCGCAGUCUCCUCCGCCCGGAUUGUUAUGUGAUUGUUGUUGAGCACGAUUUGUCCAUCCUGGACUACCUUUCUGACUAUAUCUGUUGCCUCUACGGUAAGCCGGCGGUCUAUGGUGUCGUUACUGCGCCCUUCUCCGUUCGUGAGGGCAUCAAUAUUUUCUUGGACGGCAACAUACCAACCGAGAAUCUGCGUUUCAGAGAAGAGUCCCUUACUUUCCGGGUUGGAGAGGCCGCCGAUGAAUUCAUGGUUGACAAGAAUCGCGACUACGAAUACCCAACUAUGACCAAGACCAUGGGUGGAUUCCACCUCACUGUCGAGACUGGCGAGUUCACAGACUCCGAAAUUAUCGUCAUGAUGGGUGAAAACGGUACUGGGAAAACCACUUUUUGCAAGAUGCUUGCCGGAGCACUUCCACCAGAUGAUGGCAAGAAGAUUCCAGCGAUGAAUAUCUCCAUGAAGCCUCAAAAAAUCACGCCCAAGUUUACGGGAACCGUGCGUCAGCUUUUCUUCAAGAAGAUCAAGACUGCCUUCCUCUCGCCACAAUUCCAGACUGAUGUCUACAAACCACUGAAGAUGGACGACUUCAUCGACCAGGAAGUGCAGAAUCUAUCCGGAGGAGAAUUGCAACGUGUAGCUAUCGUGCUUGCUCUCGGUCUUCCCGCAGACAUCUAUCUCAUUGACGAACCUUCGGCCUACCUGGAUUCUGAGCAACGUAUCAUCGCCGCUCGCGUGAUCAAGCGUUUCAUCAUGCACUCCAAGAAGACAGCGUUCGUGGUCGAGCACGACUUCAUCAUGGCAACCUACCUCGCAGAUCGAGUCAUCGUGUUCGACGGACAACCGUCUGUCAAGUCUCGCGCCAACCGACCUCAAUCACUGUUGACAGGUUGCAACAAGUUCCUGAAGAACUUGGAUGUCACAUUCAGACGCGAUCCAAAUACUUACCGACCGCGAAUCAACAAGCUCAACUCUCAACUCGAUACCGACCAAAAGAGCACAGGAAACUACUUCUUCUUGGAGGAUGACUCCUGA